This is a messenger RNA of Chlorella variabilis, 7200 nucleotides long. RefSeq lists its product as hypothetical. Gene Ontology annotation, biological process: maturation of LSU-rRNA from tricistronic rRNA transcript (SSU-rRNA, 5.8S rRNA, LSU-rRNA); maturation of 5.8S rRNA from tricistronic rRNA transcript (SSU-rRNA, 5.8S rRNA, LSU-rRNA). Bases 85 to 7200 code for a protein of 2371 amino acids. NCBI's taxonomy places the organism in Eukaryota, Viridiplantae, Chlorophyta, Trebouxiophyceae, Chlorellales, Chlorellaceae. The transcript is spliced from 16 exons. The record is from RefSeq and is a predicted model, not a curated record. Gene Ontology annotation, cellular component: nucleolus.
GGCCUGUGACGCCUCAGUAUCGCUCGCAUUCCACGCCACAUGCAUAGCUAGCUUUUCGGGGAGUAGCCAAGUGGCGCAGUGGCGAUGGCAGCCGAUCUGCUGGUCAUGCUGGAUGGGCUGAGGGCCACCAGGGAUGCCGACAGCUGCCUGCGCGGGCUCAACCUGUUUCGCAAGGGCCUGCGGGCCGAGGAGGGCCCCGCAUUCCUGGCGCGCUACCUGCGGCAGUCGCCGGACUGGCAGGAGCUGCAGGCGGUGUGGGACACGCAGCUGACGGUCCAGCACUACCACGUGACUGUGACAUUGCUGCUGGUGCUGGCAGAUGCACUGGGGGUGGCCACUGCCGCGGCCUCGCAGCCGUCGGGCGGCGAGCAGGAGCAGCAAGCUGCGGUGCUGGCGGCGGGCGCUGCCAGCCUGGCAGGCGCUGUGCUUCACCGCCGCCUCAAGGCCCUCUACUUCAACCUUUCUUCCGACAUGCGCGGCAAGGCCAAUGCAGCGCUCGCACUGCUCACCGCAGUUGCAGCCGUGCUGCAAGUGCUCCAGAGGCGGGUGCUUGCUGCCAAGGCCGGCGUGCCGGCGGCGGUGCAGGCAGACGUGUUUUCGGAUGCGGCGCUGCAGCAGCUGGCAGCCGUCUCGGCUGACGCGCCUACAGAGGGUGAGGAUGGCGAGGGGCCUGGCAAGGAGGGGGAGGAAGCGGCAGCCGCAGCUGCAGCCGCAGCAGCUGCGGCAGGAAGCAGCAGCGACGCGGCCGAGCGCCAGCAGAGCCGCCAGGCGGCGGCGGCAGCCCUGCAGGUGUUGACGGCGGUCGCCUGCGAGCCAGCCCAUGGGCUGGCUGCCGCUGCAGCGCCGGCGGCCGCGGGCGGGCCUUUCGUGCUUGGCGACGCCAGCAGCCGCCAGCUGCAGCCGGGGCAGCGCCGCCUGCUGCGCCUGCUGCUGCGCCUGCGCCCCGCCGACUCCCCAGCCCACCUGCAGCUCCUGCUGGCGGCAGCCGCAGCAGACGCGGAGCUGGCGGCGGCGCUGCUGCUGGCCCUGCCUUACAGCCUGGAUCCAGGCGCAGCGGGCGCAGCGAGCGGCAGCGCGGCCGCCGGCCGCUGGUUUGCACACACGGCCGUGGCCGCGCGCCUGCUGCAGCUGCUGCCGGCGUCGGCGCCGCCUGGGCUGUCGCUUCUGGCCGGCGCCGGCGCCGGCGCGCCGGCCCCCGGCGGCCGCCGCGUGCACUGCCUGCUGCGCUGCUGCUUCCCGCCCUGCCUGCACAAGGCGGCGCUCAGCCGCGGCCUGCAGCACACCAAUGCUCUGGUGCGGCACGGCACACUGGCCCUCCUCGCCGGCUCCCUGUCCGCGCUGGAAGCGGUGCUACAGGACUGCUCUGCAGCAGCGGCUGCGGCGGCUGCGGAGACCACCGGCUGCCUUGGCUCCGAGAGCGCGGCCCCACAGCAGCUGCCUGGGGCGCAGCGGCGGCGGCAGGGCUGGCUGGCGCUGCGCGGCUGGCUGCAGCAGGCGGCGCGGCAGCACCUGCCUGACCCCACCCUGCUGCUGGCGCUGCUGGCGGCGGCGGAGAAGGAAGGAUGGGAACGGGCCAACGAGCUGCAGCUGACUGCCGUGCUGCGCGUGCUGCUGCUGUGGCAGCGCCUGCUGCCCUCGGGGCUGGCAGAUGCGCACGUGGAUGCCGAGAGGCUGAUGCCGCAGCAGCCGCUGCCGCUGCGCCCCCAGCACCAGCUGCUCCUGCUGGAGCUGCUGACAGCCGCGGCGGAUGCCGUCGCUGCCUCCGCAACCGCCGGCAGCGAUGCAGAGCAUGCCGUGCAGGCUGCGACCGUGGCUGCGGCGGCGGCGGCGCUGCUGCCGCCUCUGCGGCUGCUGGUGGGGCCGGGCGUGGCGCCGGCGGUGCGGGCAGCGGCGCGCAGCUGGCUGCUGCGUCGGCUGCUGGCUACAGGUGCCUUCAGCAGCAAUGUGGAGGAAGCGGUGCUAUGGUUGGAUGUUCUGCCCAGGGGCGGCAGCAGCAGCGAGGCACUGGCUGGCUUCCUGUCUGAGGCGGUACAGCUGCUGCUGCGCCGCCCUCACGAGCUGUACGAGCAGCAGCAGCAGCUGCUGGGCGCCGCAGCUGCAGCAGCAGGGGCCGACGCAGGUGUGCACCAGCAGCUGCAGCAGCCGCAGUCCAGCCUGCUGGCGCCCUGCGCCCUGCGCCAGCUGCUGCGAGUGCUCCCCUCUCUCAAGAUUGCGGCAGGGGACAAGGCAGCAAUGGCUGCCUACGUGGCAUCCGUGCUUUGCCAGCUGGCGCAGCAGCAGCUGGGCGCCGGCGCGGCAGCGGGCCUGUCGGCGGUGCUGCUGGGGGUGGUGCGGCAGGAGGCGGCCCGGCGGCAGCAGGGGCCGCAGCAGCAGGCGGCUGAUGGCUCCGCUGACAAGCAGAGCAAGAAAGACAAGAAGCGGAAGCAGGCGGGCGGCGCAGACGGCGGGGCGGCGGCAUAUGGUAAUGGAGCAACCGUGCCUCUGCUGCUGCUGCCACCAGAGGGGCGCCCCCUGCUGGCUCUGCUGGCGGUGCUUGAGCAGCAGCAGGAGGGUGGCCAGCUGGCAGGCGGUGAGCAGGCUCAGAAGAAGAGGAAGCAGAGCAAGCACGCGGCAGAUGCGGCGGGCGGGGGGCAGGGGGCGGCGCCUGUCUCGGCCCCAGCUUCAGCCAUGGUGCAGGCCAAUGGAAGCAUGGCAGGCGAUGCCGAGGCAGUGGCAGCAGCCGAGGCUGGCGCAGCAGCAGUGGGCGCCUGCUGCCAGCUGAUCAGCCAGCUGGCGGCCAGUUCUGGCGGCAGCGCAGAGCUGCUGGCGGGUAUUCAGCAGCACCUGGCUGGCAGCAGCGGCAGCGGCAGCGGCGCAGGCACCUGCAGUGCGGUGAUGCGGCAGUGUCUGCACUUGCUGGAGGCUGGGGGAAGCAGGUGUGGCGCUGCUCAGCUAGGGCUGCUGCAGGUGCUGCAGGCAGCCGUGCUGGCGGGCGGCGGCGGCCGGCAGGAGCAGCGGCGGGAGCAGCGGCGCUGCCUGCAGCUGCUGGCCGAGAGUAGCCUAGUGGCCCGGGCGCUUGGCGGCGGCGGUGACACUGACAUCAAGGUGCAGCAAGCGCUGGCAUCUACUGUUGUGCAGCUGCUGCGGCACAUCCAGCCAGCAGCCGGCGGCAGCAGUGCCAGCAGUACAGCCGUGUGCCUCCCGCUGUUGGAGCAUGUAGCGUCAGCAUUCUCUCAUCAGUUGCAUGAUUCCAGGCAGGCUGCUGAUCAAACCGAUGACAGCAGCAGCAGCCCACCAGCGGCGAUCCAGCGCCUCCUGCUUCUGCUGCCCGGCAUGCCGGCGACUGCACUAGAUGACGCUGCAAGCACGCUGCUAGCUGAGCUUUCGCCGGCAGAGCAGAGCCAGCCCAUUGGAAGCAGCAGCAAGAAGAAGAAGAAGAAGAGCGCCAGCCAGGAGCCAGGAGAUGGACAGGCAGCACAGCCGCCUUGGCUUGGCGCAGCAGCCGCUGCCGUGCUGCAGCAUCAGCUGUCGUCUGGCAGCUGGGACCAGCAGCAGGGCCAGCUGGAGGCGGCAUGCGGCACCCUGCUGCACUUGGCAUGCGCCCCUGCAGCAAGCACUGCCGGCAGCGACGUCGUGGGCGCAGCAAUGAGCUGCCUGCUGCAGUUGCUAAAAUCCCGGAGCCAGCAAGCAGCAGCCCUGGCAGCGCUGGGUGGCAGCGGGCAGGCACAGCUGCUACGGACCUGCUUGGGGCAGGCGGCAGCUGGCGGCAGCGGCAACCUGGAGGCCUGCAGCCAGCUGGCCGCCCAGUUGGUCCAGGUCAGCAGCGAUUGCCGCCAGCUGGCAGCAGCAGAGGUGCUGCCUGGCCUGCUGAGUGGCGGAAGCACAGCUGCGCUGGCGCUGGCCCUGCCUGCAGUGGCAGUGUGCUUGCAGCAGCAGCAGCAGCAGCAGCAGGGGGAGGAUGGUGGCUGUGCGCCAGCCGGUCCAGCUGAGACUGCGCUGCUGGCUGCCCUCAGCGAGCAGCUCCUGGCAUUCUUCGCUCCUGAUGGCAGCAGCAGCGGUGGCGGGCAGCAGAAGGAAAAGAAGAAGAAAACGCGGAAAGGCGAGGCAGCGGAUGGCGAUGCAGCAGCAGCAGCGACCAAGCUGGUGUUAGAGCAGCACGCGCUGCCCUGCCUGCGCCUGGUGCUGCAGCAGCGGCCGCCGGCCGCGCCGCAGCGGCAGGCGCUGCUGCAGGCGCUGCUGCCGUCCCAGGGCUUGGCGGUGACGCCAGCGGCAGGUCCUGGCAGCCCUGCCGCCCUCCCUGGCCCUGGCACUGCUGAGAAGGCGGAGGCGGCGGCGCUGCUGCUCACCGCCGGCGGCGCUGCAAGCGUGCAGGAGCUGUCUGCCUGCGUGCGCUGCUUUGCAGCCACACUGGCUGCCCUCCUCAAGCUGCCGGCUGGGAGCUCAGACCUGGAGAGCCGCCUGCUGCAGCUGCUGGAUGGGCCUGUGGGAGACGCGGUGGCGGCCCUGCCCGCCGCCCAGCGCAGCUGCGCCGCCUUUGCCGAGCUGGCGUCAGCCGUGGCAGGCACCCUGGGCACAGCCGUGCUUCGGCACCGCCUGGCAGCGGCAGCAGGCAGCGGCAGCGAGGCGGCCCAGGGGGCGGAGGCGGCCGGCGUGGCCGCGCUGCGCGUGCUGCGCCGCUUCCUGGCGGCUCUGCUGCCGGAUGAUGAGGAGGAGGGCGGCGCGGCGGAUGGGGAGAGCGACAGCAGCAGCGAGGAUGGGAGCGACAGCGAGGGCGAUGUGGAGAUGCGAGACGGGCCGCAGCGGCAGCAGCGGCAGGGGGCGGUGGGCAACCCGGAGGCCGCCUCGGCGGCGCUGCAGCUGCUGCAGCGGCUGCUGGGCCACAGCCGCUUCCUGCCCGCCAUGCGCGCCACCGCGGCAUGCCCGCCGCCGCUGCCGCCGCCCGCUCUGGCGCUGCCGCGCCCGCUGGCCUCGCUGCUGCCGCUGGCGGCGGCUGCGGACGACGCCGUAGCGCUGGAGGGGGUCCCAGCAGCGGCAGAAGUGAAGAAGGAGCUGUGCGAGCUUCUGGAGACUCUGCUGGAUCUGCACCAGCAGUACAGCGGCGGUACAGCUGGCAGCCGGACGGUACCGCAGCAGCAGCGGCAGCAGGAGCAGGAGCUUGUGGAGGGGGCGGAAGCUGCAUUGCUGCCGCUGCUGAUGGCGGGCUAUGGCGCCUCCUGCUCCCCCGCCGAUGCCGCCGCCUGGAGCCUGGCCGCCGCCAUCAACCGGCGCCAGUGGGAGCGGCGUGGCGGGCAGGAGGGCGGCGAGGCCGAGGCUGCAGCGGCGGCGGCGGCAGCCGAUGGCGAUGGCGACAUGGCGGCGCUUGCCGCGCUGCUGCACGGGCCCCUCGGCAGCACCGGCUUCGCUUGGGGGCCCGCCGCGGCAGCCCUGCAGCAGCUGCCCGCGCCGGCCGCCGGCGCCGGCGAGCAGCAGCAGCAGCAGCGGCGGCGGGAGCGCGCCCAGUUGCUGCAGCAGCGCCUACCUCUGGACCCCGCCCGAGCCGCCCUCACCGUCUGCCACUGGCCAGAGGGCUGCUCCCUGGCAGUACCGGGCAGCUCCGGCGACGGCGACGGCACUGGCAGCGACGCCGGCGGCGCCCCGGAGCAGCUGCCCGCCGCCGCAGCAGCCUACGACCCCGGCUUCCUGCUCCCCUUCUGCUGCGCCUGCCUGCGGCAGCAGCUGCUGCCGCCGCGUGCCUUUGCAGAGGCCGGAUUGCUGUCAGUGUGCCUGCGGGGCCUGGCUGCCGCCGACCCCGGCUGCCGCGCCGCAUCCUACCAGGCGCUGGCGCUGUUUGAGGCGCAGCUGACGGGAGCGGCGGCGCCCGACUUCCGCGAGAUGCAGCAGCUGAGUGUGCUGCUGGGCGCGCUGCGUGCCGCCGUCACCCGCCCCUUCCAGCGCCUCCCCGCUGUGCACGCUGUGUUCCUGGCGGAAGCAGCCCUGCUGGCGCUGCACCCCGGUGCCGCCAUGUACCCCGCUGUCAACAAGCACCUCACGCGCCGGGCGCUGCUGAGCAUCACGGAUGUGCCGAUGCUGGGCCAGCUGCUGCUGUCUGGCGGGCAGCAGCACGCCGCGGACCGGCGCUGGAUGCUGCAGCUGCUGGUGGCGGGGCUGCGUACCGCUGACGAUGCCGGGCUGUACCGCCGCCAGCACGCAUUCGAGCUGGCCAUGAGCCUGCACGACUCCUGCGUGGCCGACCCUGCGGCGUCAACCCUGGCGCUGCGCCUGGUGUGCACAGCCACCUUCAUCCCCCGGGCCGCCCGCCAGCUGGCACAAGAGUCUGGCCUCAUCCCCUGGCUGGCCGCUGCAGCAGGCUCUGCGCUGCAGUGCCUGCUGUCCCCUGACGAUCAGCAGCGGCGGGCCGGAGGUGGCAGCCUGGCAGCGGUAGGCGACGAGGCGCUGGCGGCGCCGCUGCAGGCGCUGCGCCGCCUGCUGCAGCUGCGGACGGUGAUGCGGGGCAGCGGCGGCGCCGCGGCCGCUCGCCAGAUGGUGGCGGCUGCGCACCAGCUUGCCGCGGCAGCGCUGGCGGCUGUCGGCGGGCCCGGCGCCGUGCCAGCAGCAGCGUCCGUGUGCCGCCAGCUGCUGCCGCUCCUGCUGGAGGUGCGGCAGCUAGGGGCUGGCAGCCACGCACAGGCCAGGCACCUGCAAAACGGGAGCGGCAGCUUGGCGGCGCUGGCGACCGCCGUGGAGGCGCUGCAGCAGGCGGCUGGGCUGAUGGGCACCAAACGCAAGGCCCCAGAGGACCUGGAGGAGGACCUGGCGCACCUGCCCAGCCAGUCCAAGGCUCUGGCCCAGCUAGCAGACGUCUCGCUGGUGCUUGGCAGCCGCAGGCUGCCCCUACACACAGCGGUGCUGGCCACGAACAGCAGGGUGCUGUGCAAGGCCACCUGCAGCACAGGCGGCUUGACCCCCGAGGCGCCCAGCGUCGCGUUCUCGCUGCCGCCCGACACCGACCCGGCUGUCGCUGUGGAGGCCUCCCGCCUGUUCCUGCGCAUCAUCUACCAGUCUGGUUCGGCUGAGGUCGAGGCUGGGCUGGACAGGGUGGAUCGGCCGCAAGGUCUCAAGGCCAUGCAGGCGCUGCUGCGGCUGGCUGCCAAGCUGGACUCGUCCACGGUUGUCAAGGUGGGCGGAUUUUUAACUCCAGAUAUACGCAACUGCGAUGAGCCAAUGUGCCUGUUAAUGCUGUGA